CAACUGUCACUUUCACUGUAGUUAACCUAAAAAACCGUAACCUCUAUCCAUAUUUUGGCAUAUUUGUGUUAACAGUUUUUAAUAGAGCAGCGAACUGAAAUGUCACCUGUGGAAGACUCCAAAGGGUUCUCACGUACGACUUUUAACUGUGAAAUGGCCACUAUUGAAAAUUACUACUGUAAAUAUUGCAACUUCCACACGGAACUGACAAUUCUUUUCAAACAGCACCUAGAUGAAUGUCACAGCGAUAAAACUAAUCACAGAGAUUUAUUAAUUGGAGAAUAUGGCAUCAAAACAUACACUUGUGAAAAGUGUAACUUCAAAACACAUUUUUUUAUGAAGUGGCGUCAGCAUGGUACACAAUGUUUAGCAAUGAAAGAAAUUCCUCAGAUUUACAAAUGUGAUAAAUGUGAGUGCAUAUAUAAAAAAAAAUGGUCUCUGAAAGAACAUAAAAUUUCCAAACAUCUUAAUGAUGAUGAAAUACUGUGGUACCAGUGCAACCAGUGCCCAUACAAAGCUAAACACAAACGACAUUUAAAAAAACACAUAAACGCACGCCAUUUGAAUGAAAGAGAUAUUAAAUGGUACGAAUGCAAAAAAUGUGCAUACAAAGCUAAACAAUCAACCCAAUUAAAGCAGCACACAAUUGUCCACCAUUCAAAUAAACAAGAUAUUGAAUGGCAUCAUUGUGUAAAGUGUCCAUAUAAAACUAAACAUCAAUCUUCAUUAACAUUUCAUAUAAAUUCACACCAUUUGGAUCAAGAGAAUAAUAAAUGGUGGGAAUGUAAAAAGUGGCCGAAUAAAAAUAAUUACAAUUCACAUUUGAAUAAACGUAAUUUAGAUGAACAUGACAUUAAGUGGCUCCAAUGUAAAAAGUGUCCAUUCAAAACUAAACACCAAUAUUCUUUAAAAGUUCAUAUAAACUCGCAGCAUUUAGAUGAUGAGAAUAUCAAAUGGUAUAAAUGUGAAAAGUGCCCAUAUAAAGCUAAACACAAAUCAUGUGUAAAACGUCACAUAAUUCAGCACCAUUUGAAUGAACAAGACAUUAAAUGGUAUGAAUGUGAAAAAUGUUCAUACAAAGCUAAAAGAAGCACUCGUUUAAAAGAACACAUAAAUCUUCAUCAUUUGGAAGAACAUGAUAUAAAAUGGUACAAAUGUAAAUUGUGCGCAUUCGAAACUAAGCAUUAUAGAUCUUUAAGUAGGCACGUACAAACACACCACUUGGAUGGACAGGAUAUUAAAUGGUAUGAAUGUAAAAAAUGCCCAUAUAAAGGCAAACUAAAUUCUGAUUUAAAAGAUCAUAUAAUUGCGCAACAUUUGAGUGAACAAGAGAUCAAAUGGUAUGUGUGUAAAAUGUGUUCAUUCAAAAGUAAAUGGAAAUCGUGUCUAAAGAGGCACGUCACUGGCCGGCAUUAGAGUGGAGACGGAAUUUUAAACGUGUUGUUUCCAAACCUUUAACUCUCCAUCUAAUGCAUCUAUGUGUUGAUGGUACACAUUAAAUUAUCAUUAAAAAAAUUAAUAUGAUAAGACUGAACAUUUUUUUGAAUAUAGUUUAUUCUGAUUUUAGAUAAGUACCAAAUUAUUUUAUAUAUGACAUUUUGUUUC
This is a messenger RNA of Zophobas morio, 1605 nucleotides long. Its product is annotated as zinc finger protein 91-like. The transcript has 2 exons. The record is from RefSeq and is a predicted model, not a curated record. Gene Ontology annotation, molecular function: RNA polymerase II transcription regulatory region sequence-specific DNA binding; DNA-binding transcription factor activity, RNA polymerase II-specific. Bases 100 to 1416 code for a protein of 438 amino acids. Gene Ontology annotation, biological process: regulation of transcription by RNA polymerase II. Lineage: Eukaryota; Metazoa; Arthropoda; Insecta; Coleoptera; Tenebrionidae.